Molecule: messenger RNA, 2836 nt
Organism: Pocillopora damicornis (cauliflower coral)
Lineage: Eukaryota; Metazoa; Cnidaria; Anthozoa; Scleractinia; Pocilloporidae
Biological process (GO): amino acid transmembrane transport
Cellular component (GO): vacuolar membrane
Molecular function (GO): L-amino acid transmembrane transporter activity
Source: RefSeq, a predicted model, not a curated record
CUAUCACGUGGUAACAUAUCAUGUGACAUCGACGCCCGUGUCUCCAUUCUCUCGCAAAUCAGCUGGCGGGAUAAUAGAGCAGUUUGCAGUAUUUGCUGUCGAUUGACGAGACCGUGUACCAGCUUCAGUAGUCUGUCUUACGCAUACAAAGAACUUGAUUACGCUGUUUCAUCAAAAACAUGACAGGCCAUGUGUCUGUUACGUCCAGGACUUCUCAAGCGACCCUUGUAAGACCCUCAGCUUGGCAGCAGUUUACAGAUUUUGCAAAUGUUCUGAAGGCUUUUAUAGGAACAAGCUAUUUGGCAUUACCAUUUGCUUUUUAUCAGAGUGGAUUAGUGCUUGGAGCUGUUGGACUAGUAAUCAUUGCCUUAAUAACAGACCAUUGCUGUCAACUUAUAAUUAAAUGCAAAAAUGCCGCUGUGGAUAUGAUUCUUAACUCAACUCCAAGAUACCAAGAACUCCGAACAGAAGCUUUGUAUGAGGAGAUGGAAAAAGUCAAGGAGACUAUUGAAAAGGAAAUGACACUUGGUGACAUUGGAAAAAUUGCAGUUGGACCAUGGGGAUUGAGACUUGUCAACACAGCAUUAAUAAUCACACAGUUAGGGUUCUGCGUUGCUUAUUUCAUCUUUAUUGGAAGUACCAUAGGAGAAAUGUUUCCUCUCAAAUACAAAUCUGAGACUGUGUCAGUUGUAAAUGCAACAUUGUCUGAACCAACUAGUGCUACAAGAAUGACCCACUACUCAACGAUAGGGAUGAACUCCUCUUCAGUGAUACCUCCACUCCAUAGCACUAAGACAGCACCUCAAUUUUUCCUCCUUGUAUUAAUUCCUUUCCCUUUCCUUGUUGCAAUGGCCUUUGUGAAGAGCAUUCGUAAACUUGGACCAAUCAGCGGUGUUGCUAAUGUGACACUACUCGCUGGUUUUUUUGGGCUUCUUGCAUUUCUGUUGAGGGGUUUGAAGUUUAAUCUGAAAGAUGUCAGCUAUGCCAGACUGUCCACCUUCCCAGUCUUCUUUGGACAGCUGACGGGAGCUUAUGAGGGGAUAGGAACUGUAAUACCUAUUGAAUCCAGCAUGGCGGAGAACCGGCCUCGUUUCCCCCUGUACCUUCACAUUGCACUAGCACAAGUCUCUUUCAUUCUUGGUUCAUUUGGAAUACUUGGUUACAUGAUCUAUGGCAGCACUGUUCCACAGAUUGUAACAGAUAAGCUGCAGACAGGGAUCGUGGCACAGUUAGUGCGGCUCACACUUAUCAUAGCUGUUAUGAUGACCUAUCCUCUCCAACUCUACCCAGUUAUCGAAAUUGCGGAGUCUGUUUUAUUCACUAAGAUCCAUUCCAAAAGUAAAUCUCACCUUGGUGCAGUUAUUGCAGGUCCAAGUAUGGAUCCAGAUAGCAAUCCAGUUUCUCCUGUGGACUCUAAUAGCAUUGACUCUCACCAUCCUGUGUCAAACUCACCAGAUGAUUUGUCCACCAGUGUAAAUUCGGAGACUCAAGUUCUUAUUCCAAAGGAGACAGAGGAACUUCAGUUUAAGGCAGCAACUUGGAAGAGGAAUUUACUUCGUGCAGUGCUAGUAACUAUUACAGCAGGGAUAGCCAUUGCACUCAAGAAUGAAUUUGCCUAUGUGACUGCUCUGAUUGGUUCAUUAGGAAGCUCAGUGUUGGCUUACAUUCUACCAUGCAUAUUUCACAUCAUCCUGUACAAAAACACCAAUUCUGUAGCUGUAGUUAUAAAGGACAUUAUUAUUGUGGUAUUUGGUAUAGUUGGUGGAGUUGUGGGUGUGGUCAUUACUAUUCAAAAUAUAGUCAAGGAUUUAUCUUAGUAAACUGAAACUUGCCUUUCAUCAUCCAGGCCACUGGUCUUACAAAUUUAGACACCAACAUUUUACUGGUGGCCAGGGCAACCAAAAUAGUAGCAGCUAGAAGUGUUGUAAAAAUGAGAUAAACAAUUUUAUACCACAAUUCUUUUUUUUUUUGUAUUGUUUUCACCAAAAAUUUUCUCUUGUCAGAAUAUUAAGUGUUAAGAUUUCCCUUGAAACAGCAAAUAAAUUUUUUUUUUGGGCAACUGAAAUUUAAUUUCUGAUGACUUAAUGACUGAAGGUCAACAAAUAGCAACUUUGAAAAGGGCCUGGAUUGAAAACCUGCUGUGUAACUCAUAUUGUUCUGAAAGUUGGAAAAAUGUGAAUGUAGGAAUGUUUCAGAGUGUUUCAAAAGAAACAAGCCAUGCAGAUGCUAGAAAACUGUUCCUAACUGAUAGGAACUGUCUUAAGUGUGUGCUUUUGUGGUUUGCCCAUGUCUCCCAAUCUUCAGUGUGAUUGACCAAAACACUUUUAACUUUCCCAAAAUAUUUCAGACGUUCAUGGUUUUUAUAUGCUGAACAGUAAUAACCAACAUUUUAGUUAACUUUUUAACUCCCAGGUCAAAUUUGUAAUUCUCCUUCCUGUCAACCAUACAAUUCUUAUAAUGUUAGUUCAGAGAAGUUAUCAUUGGAUCAACUAAUUAUCCUCAAAUUGAUAUUUUUCAUUAUUCCCAUCACUUAUCUGGUUGAUAUUGUAUUGAUAUUGUAAGGAGAAAUUAUGUCUUGGUCACUCAUGGGAGUUAAAGGGUUAAUGGUGAGUCCCUCAGUUUCCUUCUUGUUGGAUAAAAUAAACAAAAAUGGCUCAAAAUGAGGAGAAUGAUAAUUUUUUAUUUAAUUUAAUUACACUAAUGAUUACAAUGGAAAUUUGGAUAGGAACUAAAACAGAAUAUUUGACUAAAGGAGAUUGGCACACAAGUGUUAAAAUGAUCUACACUAAUUUGCAAAUGUUAUUGACAAGAUUCAUUAAAGAUUUUAUACUUUCAA